Molecule: messenger RNA, 4993 nt
Organism: Gambusia affinis (western mosquitofish)
Lineage: Eukaryota; Metazoa; Chordata; Actinopteri; Cyprinodontiformes; Poeciliidae
Exons: 4
Coding region: 319-4611 (1430 amino acids)
Source: RefSeq, a predicted model, not a curated record
ACGUAACCAAUUCCUCUGCUAAGGCAUCUCGCAGUUUCUUGGCUGAGAGGAAGAGAUCGGCCGUUGUUGACGCAGCUGGAGAAAAUGAGAAACUAGAAAUGCGCAGCUCAGUAACGUGGAUGGCAAAUAGAGGGAAUGGUUUUGGCUCAUGACUCUGAAACAGCUAUAGAGAUCUCAUGGGAAGAGAAAGCGAACAGGGGAGAUUGGCUAACAGCAAACACUCCGGAUGCUUACAAACGCUGCCUUUGGAGCGGAACCUCACCGUGAAACAAAACGUCUUAUUGCCUAACUUCCAGAAAGGUUUAACAAAAUAGAAACAUGCAUUCCUUUGCACUGGUCAAUGUGCCGACUCAUCAGAUUGGGCAGUCAUCUCAAACCUCACAAGCUGCUACCCAACCAUACCAAGGUGGAGUUUGGUCUGCAAACGCCACACAGCAGUACGUGACGGGGAAUGGAGGAGUACAACCGUCUCACGGCACUAAUUUUGUCCUGCAGAAUGGAGCAAACCCUAGCAGACAAAUGUCAAAUUGGCAGAGCUCUGAUACUACUUAUCUGGCGGCUCAGUUGAAAAAUGCUUCACAUUUCAAGGACGAUGCCCUUUUCCAAAUAAUUCUUAGGCAGCAGCAGCAGGAGCAGCAUAGAUUAAACAAUUUACAAAAGGUGACUCUUUCUAUGACAAACACUGUCAUAUCUCAGCCAGCCCCAAUGCAAAACUCUCACCAAAAUGGAGUGGACCACAGUCAACAUAGUACUGCUGUCACAAACGCCACCUAUGCCCAACAAAGCAUGUCGGUGCUCUGCAAACAGACAGUUUCCUUUGAUGAGGUUCAGAUGAACAGGACCAGGAAUGCUUCACAUCUUCAACAAAGCUUGACCCAGCAGGCUUUUCAUCCAGCUGCAAAAGGAGGAAUGACCAGACCCAUUUCAUCAUACACUGCUGCUCCCUCACUUCUGUAUGACCAGACGAUCAAUGCCAACAAAACACUAGCUGGAGCUAUUCAUAAUGGUCAAGCUCAUGUGUCUUCUAAUCAAAUUCACAGACCACAUUUCUCUCAGGGUGGAUGCUCUCAAAACUAUACAUCAAGCUGUGGAAUGGCAACCUCUCAGACAUUUAAAGACAAUAGUGUUGCUACUCGGUGUACAUCCUCAAAUGCUCAGACUACACAUCCUUUGCUUGUACAUCAACUAAAUCAGCAACCUUCAACUCAGAGCAAUCCUUCGUAUAACAACUACAGAAGUUUCAGGAAUGUAAACUUAUUGAAUGAAAGUAAUUUUCUUUCAAAAAGAAAUGAUCCCCCUCCUUCGUACAAGAGCCCACAUUAUUCCAUUGUGUCCAGAAGGUCUAAUCAAAGUAACCAAACUGCAACCGUAGUUAAUUAUGAAAAUCCCAGCUUGAAUGGUAGCCAAUCUUUAUCCCUCCAGUCUGGACAGCCUUGGCCUCAAGGCGUUAAGUCAAGAGCACAGAAAAUUGCAAAUGCAUCAUUUCAGCAAAACUCAUUAGCAAAUGUUGUCCUCCCCCGUUAUACAUCAGGGAACAGGGGAGGAAGCAGCCCGGUAGUUGACAUCAGUGAAACUGUAACUAAAAGAUUUCCCAUCGAUUCCCUGAGUAAUUCAUCACAAGGAUAUGAGAGAGCGUUAUUGCAGAGAGGCGAGUGUCAAGCUGUUGUAGUAAGCCAUUCAAAUAAGGAUGUUGGAAUGCCUUCGCCAUUCAAACAAAAUGAAAGCUGUUCCUCCUCUAUCUCUGGUCAUACCGGCAUAAGAGCCGUUGCAGUUGUUCCCCCAUUGUCGCAGGAGGAGCCUAAUUCUCCUGCCUCUGCUGAGCCUUGCAAAUCUGUGGAUGAUGCAGAAAAAACAAGGAUUUCACCCUAUGUAGCUACAAUUUGUGAGGCCACACCUGAAAGCGAGGAAUCUAGUCAGACUCAAGUGAUCACCAACAAAGCAGACUCGGAACCAGAAAGUUCGACUCAAACACCAGAGAGUGAUAAUCAUGAAUCGGUUGUUGAAAGGGUUUCACAAGAGUCAGUAAGUCAAACUGGUUCUGGAAAACAAACUGAAGUGGCUACACCUCAAUCACCACCUGUUCAUGAACUUUCUCUGCUCCCAACAAAAUCUUGGACUGCUGAGGAUCUGACCAAAUUAAUAAUGGUGAUGGAAGCUGAACCCAAGCAAACGGGCAUUUCUGAGGUGUCGACUCUUGUCAAAAUAGUUAUGAUAAUGUGGAAUAAAAAUAUUGGAGCAAUGCUUCAUGGCUAUAAGGAAAACUUGAAAACCAGUUUUAUUUCAGAAAAAUUCUGUAAUGCACACAUCAAGCAGGACACUUCUAUACUCACACAAGUUAGCCCUGACUUUAAGGACCAACUCAAACGGUACAAAAUCCUCAAGGAAGGUGAGGUCUACUCAGAACCUCCUUUCAGAUCUUUGUGGUUGAAUGCCAAUGAUCAGCUUGAUGACAUAGAUAAGGAGUUUGGCUUCCCUUGGGCUUUGAAGCGACAUCUUUAUGUGGACGAAACCGCAACCGACGAUGCUGAGACUUUCGAAAACGUUCCUGAACAAGCUGCCAGUGAGUCAGUAAACAAAGUUUUGCCUCCAACAGAGUGUGCAGUAGUUGAUUUGACUGAACAAGCUGCCAGUGAGUCAGUAAACAAAGUUUUGCCUCCAACAGAGUGUGCAGUAGUUGAUUUGACUGAACAAGCUGCCAGUGAGUCAGUAAACAAAGUUUUGCCUCUAACAGAGUGUGAAGUAGUUGAUUUGACUGAAGAAAGUGAAUCCCCCCAGAACCUUAUUGCUUCCCCACAGGAGCCGUCGGGGAAAGAUUCCUGUGACUUGAGCUACUUGUUUAAAAUAAAGGUUUUGCCUCCAGAGGAAGCAAAAGUCAUCUUUGAGCAAGUGCAGAAAGACAAUCAUUCAAGCUUUAACUGUGGAAAAGAAACUGAUGCAAGUGGCUCUGAGCAGAGAGGGGGAUCUGAAGAUAUGGAUACCACAAUAAAUGAUCCCAAACCAAAGAAAUCUUCAGACAAUCAGCUGGAAGAGAUUUGCUGCCUUGCAAGAUUUAUAGAAAUGAACUCAGGACUAGGCAAACUCUCCUCCAAAUGCCAAUGCAGAGACAAACAAAAUGCGAAUGAAGGCACCAUUGAUAUUCUUAAACCUGAUCCUGACUGCUUACCAAUCGUCCAGAAGGUUGUUAUUCAUCAAACUGAUACUCAAAAUGGCCCUGAUCUGUCCAUUAACCUUAGUCAGAUAAUUGAUUUGACUGACGACAAUGAUGACCAACUUUUUUCUUUUUAUGAUAAAGAAUCAGACCCAAUUUUCCAGACCUGCAGCCAGUCAAAUGCUGUUGGUGUAAGCAACCAGGAGGCGGCGGAACUUUCUGCUGAUUCUUCCUCUCCAGAAGAGAGGCAUGAGUUUGUAUUUGAGGAGAGAGAAUCUGAGUUGGACCAUGCACAAGAAAAGCUGCCAUCAACAGGAGCUGUGCAGUCGAGUGAUCCAAUGUGUGGUACCCAGCUAACCAAAUUUGAUCCUUCCAAUUUUAUUGAAACAAAUAAACUAACUCAGUGUUUUAACCAGAAAGAAAUCUGCGAACAAGCUCCUUUAACAUCUGACGACCAGGCUGAAUCACCUUCAGAAAACAAAACUCAAGUUAAUGACGCCACCAGCCAGACAUCCUUGAACCUUGUCAUUAAUAGGAUAAAAACAGAGAAGAGACAAAGGAAUCUUGACCAAUAUUUCCAAACUCUAAAGAAACGUAAAUGUAGACUGCCUGUUGCCUCAGAUACAGAUCACAACUCCGAAGCUCAAGAGUCAGCCUCUGAAGGAAAAACUGUAGAAUUGGUGUUGUACGGAGCUGGGCAACCAGAGAAGAGUUCUCCAUCCAGCAAAGACGAUGUCCUGGUUUCUUCUCAAAUAAAAGCAUCGUAUGAAAAACUCAAACCUCCUGAAAUUCUGUCUGUGAAAUUAGACCCUUUGGGAAUGGACUCCUCUCCAGCUGAUCCCACAAGGGACUACUCAAUCAAACAGCUUAUUUAUGAAAAAUGGAGGAGCAGUAUUCCAACUAUGAGUGGAUCAGGUUUUUUUCGGCACAAAAACAAACUGAAAAGGCAAACCAGUUUGCCUGCUGUAAUUUCCAAGGAGAGCACAAAAGAGCAGGCACAGACAAUCUCCCCUAAACUGAGAUUCUCUGAUAGAACUAAAAAGUUCAUUCAGAGUUUAAAGAAGAAGAAAAGGAGGGCCCUCGCAGAUCGCCUUACACGGGAAGAAACAAAGAGAAGGCGCUACAGUGUCACCCUUGAGAGGCCUGAACAUCAGCAGGGAGGUGAAACCAGUGACAAGAAGCCGGUCCAUGACAAUAUUGUCUUGAAGUUCAAUGUCCUGCCAAACACCUUUAACUUGGCAGAUGGGCCUGUUGAGACGGAGGAGGCAGCUGAACCUGUUCCAGAUAAGUUGAAACCAGUAGAAGAAAAAGAUACAUUUUAUAAGAAAGGUGCAGCAAAAGCAACCUGGUAUCCAAGUGAACCAAAGCAAUACAAGCCACUAUGCGUCUCUAAGAAUGUCAGCCUCUUCCAUGAGUAUCAGAAGAAAUACAAGGAGAAGACAUGCACAUUGACAGAUGAUUGAUUGAUGCAUAAAUAAUGUUACUAAACUUUGUUACUGACAGUGUUGAUAUUAUGAACUCAGGGAGUAGACUAAUACUAUGUUUUAGGUUUAAUCUCCCAGUGAGAGACCUCAGUACUGCCUCCUCAUCUUUAUAUUAGAAAGCUUACACAUUGAAACUGAUUACUUUACAUUCUGUAUACGAGUAUAUUAGCCAAAUGUUUGGGAGGUUUGCUUGUUUUGUUUCUACUGGUUGUUUUUUUUCCAUGUUUUUUGUACCAAGAAGUGUUCUAUUUUUUUACAUUGCUUUAUGAUUUUGUCUAAGAAAGCUAGUGUGUUGUUUGAAAAGAUCAACUUUAAACUUGUCUUGCUUUUUUAUUGUGCAAAUAAAUGAUUUUUUUGCUAA